This is a messenger RNA of Lactuca sativa (garden lettuce), 876 nucleotides long. RefSeq names its product putative mitochondrial protein AtMg00810. NCBI's taxonomy places the organism in Eukaryota, Viridiplantae, Streptophyta, Magnoliopsida, Asterales, Asteraceae. The record is from RefSeq and is a predicted model, not a curated record.
AUGUCCGCCCGUGUGACUGUUGACAUUGAUGACCCACCUCGACCAUCCAUAAGUAGAUCUACUCGUCCUAUUAAGUCCGCUAAUCUUCCAGAUUUUGCUUACUCUACAUACUCAGGACCAUUUUCUUCAUUUAUAGCGAACAUCCAUCAUCUGUGUGAACCUGAAUCGUAUAGAGAAGUUGUAUUAGAUCGUCUUUGUGGUGAUGACCAUGGUGGUAUUGAGUCUUUGAAGCAUGAUCUAGCUCAUCGAUUUGCUGUGAAGGAUUUGGUCUUGUUGUAUUAUUUAUUGGGUAUUGAGACUGUUGAUACCCCUGUUGAAACCAAUGCAAGGUACUAUCCUACUGACGGUGGUCCUUUUUCCGAUCUGAAUGUUUAUCGCACCAUUGUGGGAAGUUUGGUUUAUAUCAUAGUUACACUUCCAGAUAUUGCUCAUGUUGUUCAUGUUGUCAGUCAAUUUGUUACGGCUCCUACCUCUGUUCAUUGGGGAGCUAUACUUCGUAUUCUGAGAUAUUUUCGUGGCACUCAGUUUCAAACCCUUUUGUUUCCCUCGACGUCUACUCUUGAGUUAUGUGUCUAUAGUGAUGCUGAUUGGGAUGGUGAUCGUCAUGUUCGUAAAUACACCACCAGAUUUUGCGUAUUUCUUGGAGAAUCUCUGAUUUCACGGAAGAACAAAAAACAACACGUUUUCUCUAGAUCUUCCAUUGAGACUGAGUAUCAUGCUAUGGCUAUGACUACAUGUGAUAUUAUCUGGUUACGGUGGCUUCUUGCAGAUAUGGAAGUUCACAUUUCUUCACUUACUCCCCUGCAUUAUGAUAGUAAAAGUGUGAUACAAAUUGCGAAGAAUCUUGUUUUCCAUGAGCGGACGAAAACACAUUGA